Coccomyxa subellipsoidea C-169 is the source of this 1788-nucleotide messenger RNA. RefSeq lists its product as hypothetical. The transcript is spliced from 10 exons. The record is from RefSeq and is a predicted model, not a curated record. Lineage: Eukaryota; Viridiplantae; Chlorophyta; Trebouxiophyceae; Coccomyxaceae. Bases 1 to 1788 code for a protein of 595 amino acids.
AUGUUGGUGGAGACCCGAGUCCCGGCCGCGCUGGCCGCGCGCUGCGAGGCGGUGGCCGAACGGGGGGGCCUGGGCCCCCCGCCCCCGGGCGCGCUGGCCGACGACCCCCCGCCGGUGGCGCCCCCUGCCACAAGGAACGCCCCGGGAGCCGGCCGGGCCGGCGGUCGCAUCGGCGGCGGCGGCGGCCUCUUCAGCGAUGAGGAUGCUGAUGAGCCAGAUGCCAGGUGGCAGCGCAAGGGGCGCAGCAGCUCGAGGCUGAGGGGAGAUGAGCUGGACAGGCGAAUUGUUAAUAAUGACCCCGAGCGCCUGCGCCGACAGAUCAUGGAGCAACGGCGCGUGGUUUCCGGCAGGACAAAGGCACAGCCCCACACCGGCAAGAGGGUCAGAGAAGAGGGUGAAGCAGCGGAGGCUGUCCAAGACGAUGCUGAAGCGGUUGCGGCUGCUGCCGCGGAUGCAGCCGAUGACGUGGCGCAUGCGCAUGCGCAGCAGGAGCCUGAUCGGGAGCUGGUGAAUGAGACGCCCCUGAACCAGCGCCGCCCCUAUGGCCUGCUCAGCCCCGACAGCACAGCAGGGGUGAGCAGCGAGGGAGCACUGACAGAAGCCACAGGAAAUGGGGACGCGGCGGAUGACUCAGCAGAUGACGAGCCAGGGGCCGCGCACCGAACGCGCUCCGUCAGCGCGGUUAGUAACCCGCCGAGCACGCUGGCCGCCUGCAUCGGCGGCAGCCGUCGCCGAGCUGCAAACGGCGAGGCAACGGCGCCGCGGCCGAGCGGAGAAGAGGCAACGCCGUCGGCUCCGGCGCCGCCGGCCCAGCCGCCGCAGCGCCGCGGAUUUGCGGCCGCCUUCGACACCUUCGUCGCGCGCGGAAUCUGCGACAGCCCCUCCACUUCUGCACAUGCACCGGACACUGCAACAGGUGCAGCCGGGAUGCAGGAGGUUGCAUCAGCAGCGCCGGCCGGCGAGGCGGCUACAGAGGGGAGUGAGGGCGACCUGAUGUCGCCGGACUCCCGCGGCGAUUGCCACCGCCCGCUGGGGGAACCGGCCUCGGCUGGCGGCAGCAUCCUCGGCAGCACCGGCAUGCCAGAAGGCAAGACGGCGAGCAGGCGGCCGGCGAGCAAGGUGCUAGCGAGCACGACGCGGCCCAACCUGCCCGACUGCGGGCAGCCGGGCAGCAUCCUCGCCGCGUCAGCCGCCAAACCGGCGCGCAAGAGCGGCGGCGUCACAUGGGCCGACCUGCCCAGCAGCGAGGGUGCAUCUCCCAGGCGUAUGGAGGAGGUUGAUUAUGACUCGCAGCAGGAGCCUGCUGCGCCCUUUGCCGGCCACACGCCCUUCAGACCCAGCAGAUUUGCUCGCACGCCCACCACAACCGAGGGCCCGCAAGCUUGCUCAUCAGCUAGUCCUGAAGGCAUGCAGCAAACACCAAUGAAUACUGAAGAGCUCAUCGAGUCUCCCGCCGAGGAGCAAGCUGCUGACAUCACCAUGCCUGCUGAUGUCACCGCGCCUGAGCUGCUGACAGCGGAUGCCGGCCCCUCUCAAGCGCCGUCGGCAGCUGAUCACGCCGAUGCGCCUCAGAAACGCUUGGUUUUGCCCAAACACCAAGAACAGGCAGCUGCACUCAAGGGGUUUGUGGUGGAGAGGACGGAAGGCUUCCUGCUGCAUGCUCUGGAGGAAAUCCACUCCCUGCUCAGCAGGUGUGUGCGUGACAAGGCUCAGGAAGCAGACAGGAGCGCCGUCAUUGAAGCUGCAAGGGAGGCCGUUGCAGCCUUCUGCGAUGGGAUCAACGGAUGA